UUAAAGUUUAACGAUAUUUCCAAUAUGAACGAAUUUUGGCAGUUCAUGGAAGGACCCUUUCUUAGAGGAUUAUAUUGGGAGGAUUGGUACAAUGCUCAAAAUUUGACCAACCAACAGAAAGGAUUCGUCUACUAUGAGAAUAAAAUUUUAGGAUUACCUCAGUUACGUCAAUUAAGAGUCCGAAAUGAUUCCUGUCGAGUUCCAGACGAUUUUAUCAAUUCUAUCCAUAACUGUUUCGCUGAAUAUUCAGAGUCUAAUGAAGAUCACGAGCCGUUUGGUUUAAAACUCGGCUCUGCCUGGAAUUAUCAAUCAUCACAGCAGCUUGAUGGUAUGACAACUUGGGGUAAGUUAGGCUAUUUCUACAGCGGUGGAGGCUUCGUUCAGCUUCUAAAUCGGACCCGAGACCAGGGAAAACAAGCUAUUGAUAUGCUUAAGAACAAUCUAUGGACCGAUCGAGCUACAAGAGCUGUUUUCAUCGACUUUACGGUCUACAAUACGAAUGUUAACUUAUUCUGUAUCGUCAGGCUCAUGAUCGAAUUUCCCGCAACUGGAGGUUUAAUAGCUAGUAGUAACGUUAGAACGGUCAAGCUGCUGCGUUAUGUUACUCCUUAUGAUCAAUUUGUUAUGGUUUGUGAGGUCAUCUUCUGCGUUUUCAUUUUUUACUAUGUUAUCGAAGAAAUUAUCGAGAUAAAAGUGAUGAAAUGGAAAUAUCUUAAAAAUAUCUGGAAUUAUUUGGAUAUCGUCAUAAUUAUUCUGUCCGCAACUACCAUCGCAUUUAACGUAUACAGAACGUUAACAGUACAGAAUAACCUAGAGCAACUGCUACGCUAUCCAAAUCAAUAUCCCGCUAAGUUUGAGUUUCUAGCCCAUUGGCAAUCUCAAUUUAACUAUAUUAUUGCCGUAGUUGUAUUUUUCUCGUGGAUGAAGAUUUUCAAAUAUAUCAGUUUCAAUCGCACUAUGACACAAUUAACUUCUACCUUGGGUCGAUGCACCAAAGAUAUCUUGGGAUUUGCAAUCAUGUUCUUCAUUAUCUUCUUCGCAUAUGCACAGCUAGCCUACUUAGCUUUUGGAAAUCAAGUUCGUGAUUUUAGUACAUUCCAUGAUUGCAUAUACACCCUUUUUAGGAUCAUUUUGGGUGAUUUUAAUUUUAGUGAAAUUGAGCGAUCUAAUCGUGUACUGGGCCCCAUAUUCUUCAUCUCAUAUGUCUUUUUUGUCUUUUUCGUUUUGCUGAAUAUGUUUCUGGCCAUCAUUAACGAUACUUAUACAGAAGUAAAGACAGAAAUUAUGGAGAAAGAUGCUCGUUACGAAAUCGCAGAUUAUAUUAAAAAGGUAACGAGAAUAAUUUUAUAA
This is a messenger RNA of Trichoplax adhaerens, 1350 nucleotides long. RefSeq lists its product as uncharacterized. Gene Ontology annotation, cellular component: membrane. The record is from RefSeq and is a predicted model, not a curated record. Gene Ontology annotation, molecular function: calcium ion binding; calcium channel activity. Gene Ontology annotation, biological process: detection of mechanical stimulus. Lineage: Eukaryota; Metazoa; Placozoa; Uniplacotomia; Trichoplacea; Trichoplacidae. The annotation marks the transcript as partial. The transcript is spliced from 13 exons.